Messenger RNA from Cheilinus undulatus (humphead wrasse), 675 nucleotides. RefSeq names its product claudin-15-like. NCBI's taxonomy places the organism in Eukaryota, Metazoa, Chordata, Actinopteri, Labriformes, Labridae. The coding region runs from base 1 to 675 and encodes 224 amino acids. Gene Ontology annotation, biological process: cell adhesion; bicellular tight junction assembly. The record is from RefSeq and is a predicted model, not a curated record. The transcript has 5 exons. Gene Ontology annotation, cellular component: bicellular tight junction; plasma membrane. Gene Ontology annotation, molecular function: structural molecule activity.
AUGAAUGCAAUAGUGGAAGCUGUGGCCUUCUUCUUGGGGUUUCUGGGUUGGCUGAUGGUUGGGGUUGCUCUUCCAAAUCGAUACUGGAGGGUCUCUACGGUGGACGGUAAUGUUAUCACCACAUCAACCAUCUAUGAAAAUCUGUGGAUGUCCUGUGCUACCGACUCGACUGGGGUUCACAACUGCAGGGAUUUUCCAUCUUUGCUCGCGCUUAGUGGAUAUAUUCAGGCCUCCCGGGCACUCAUGAUCGCUGCCAUUGUGUUUGGGACGUUCGGGCUUGUGGCCACUCUCAUAGGAAUGCAGUGCUCAAAAAUAGGAGGAGAAAACUACAUCCUGAAGGGGAGGAUUGCUGCAAUCGGAGGGGUAUUCUUCCUCCUACAAGGGAUGUGCACCAUGAUUGCAGUGUCUUGGUAUGCAGCCAACAUCACACAGGAGUUCUUUGACCAGUUUUAUCCAGGGACAAAAUAUGAGAUUGGAGAAGGCUUGUAUAUCGGCUGGUCUUCAGCCACUCUUGCCCUCUGUGGGGGUUCUUGUCUGACGUGUGCUUGCAGAUUCAAAUCCGAAGAUGAAAAACCGCAAUAUCCAUACCAACCAUCGUCCAGAGGACGCGUUCUGUCCACUGUGGCGACAUCUCAGUCUGCCCCGAGCAAUUAUGGAAGAAAUGCCUAUGUCUGA